Messenger RNA from Salvia miltiorrhiza (redroot sage), 1453 nucleotides. RefSeq lists its product as uncharacterized. The transcript is spliced from 3 exons. Bases 286 to 1074 code for a protein of 262 amino acids. Lineage: Eukaryota; Viridiplantae; Streptophyta; Magnoliopsida; Lamiales; Lamiaceae. The record is from RefSeq and is a predicted model, not a curated record.
ACUUUUUCACUAAUUGUUUUGAGAGGGUUCAUAAUUUUUUCACUUAAAUCAAAUGAAAAUCCAAAUUCCCAUACCAGUUAAAAAAGUAAACGAUUGAUUGUCCAACCCUUUUACGUUUUCAUUUUUUAAUCUCUUCUUCCAAUUUCUUUUGCUUAUUUUCAUCGUGAAAUGCAAAAUUUGCUUUUUGUCGCAGUGCUGCAAUUAUUUUAUUUGAGUUUUAUUUUUUUGUGUUUUGGGGGGAUGUAAUGAAGUGACGGGAGUGAAACAAAUUAAUUAUUGUGAGAAAUGGGGCCGGAAGGUAGCUCCGGUGCUUCGCCGGCGGCGGCGACCGCUAAACGAGGUAGAGAUCCGGAAGAUGAGGUUUACGUUGAUAAUCUGAACUCUCACAAGCGGUAUCUUAGCGAGAUCAUGGCUUCAAGUUUGAAUGGGCUGACGGUUGGAGAUCCGCUACCUGACAAUCUAAUGGAUUCUUCUGUGAGGUCUGAGAUAAUGAUGCCCUAUCUUAGGGAUGAGACUUCUGUACAGUAUUCACCAAUGUCUGAAGAUUCAGACGACUCGAGGUACUACGAGAGUUCAACGAACACUUGUUCUUCGCAGCCCGAGAGUGCUCCCACUAGCCCUGUAUCUCCUUAUAGGUGCCAAAAGCCCUUCGUGCCAGGACCUGCUACCACUUCAUAUCCUUCCCAUGGACCCAUCAUUUCUUCGUCAGCUUCACCACAGUCUCGCCACUGCCAGCGUGGUUCCGAUACUGAGGGCCGUUUCCCGUCAUCCCCCAGUGACAUAUGCCACUCAGCUGACUUGAGACGGGCUGCUCUUUUACGUUCUGUCCAAAUGAGGACACAACCUGUAGGGCUGUCUCAAUUUGAAAUGCAGCUUGGUCCCGGACAAGAAACCGGGAGCAAUAUAGAAGUUGAGGAGCGGCCAUGUUCCUACUUGAAGCUCGAUGUUGAUGAGAGGGGGGACUAUCCCAUUGCUGAAUCUACACCGGUGAGUAUGUCGGAGAGUGGAGACAAGAAGAAGUCUUGCAGGGUUCUCGGCGUGGAUAUGAAAGAGGACAAAUCUGCUGGCGAAUGAAUGUGCCCAGUGGCACUGUGGUUGGUUUUUGGGACGUUUUGAAGUCUCACCCCGGAGAGAAACAGAGCAAAGAAUACUCCCUUGUCUCACUGAUAUAUGGGCAUAUCUCAUUCCAGUUGGAGCAUAAUCGAUUAGCUUCUUUUGAGGUUAUGCUGUUGUAGGAAUGAAAUUUGAACUCUGUUUCAUGAUCUCAUUCAUGGCGGAUUAACUAACAUAUUUAAUCCAUCUUGUGGUCUUUAUAAGUGAGGAGAUUUACAUCUUUUUGGCUGUACAUACCCGAAUCUUCGUCAGCUUUGAAGACCAUAUUUAGUAGAUAAAUAUGUUGAUGGUGUAUUUAGUUUCAAUUUUAACGUUAUUCAAAAUAUUUGCAAUUACAUCA